UUUUUUUAUAGGAUGUCUGGGGCUUUGCCAAGGCGGCAGGGCAGAUUUUGAACCGCAGUGGCGCACAGUGACAUAACAGUUUGGUGUUUUCAAGACUGAGGACAGUCGCAAAAACGUUACCACCCAAUGAAAUCUGCCACUGACAAGGAAGCAAAAACACUUGGAGCGAUGCGUGAAAUCUGAUUUGUCCGGACGGUUUGAGCCACAACUCCUGCGAGUUUGAAGGAUGUUUCGGAGAUGGCCUGAACUUUUUUUUUCUUUCUUUCUUUUCUCUAGAGUUAACAGUAACCAUAUAGUUUACGGAGUAGCAGGAGAGCUCGGAGCAUGCAGCGCGUAGAAACCAACUCGGGUUGAUUCCCCAAUCUGGACUCCCUGUUUUUGUCUUUCCUCUCAGGCCCGGGUCGGAGAUGAGUGCUCAGGAUGGGACUGUGCCUCGGUACCGAAGUUACAGAGGAGGAGAAGAAGGCGAGGAUACACAGUGCCAAGAUAGACAGAGACCUGUACGAGUACGCCAAGCGGGAGAUGAAUGUGGUUAAAAUACUCCUACUAGGUGCAGCAGAGAGCGGUAAAAGCACUUUGGUCAAACAGAUGAAGAUCAUCCACAGUAAUGGAUUUACCAAGCAAGAGCUCACCAGCUUCAAGCCUGCAGUGCUGGAUAACCUCCUGACCUCCAUGAAGUUUGUCCUCCACGGCAUGGGUGUCCUCCGGAUCAACCUGGCUAACAACAGGAACAAGGUCCACGCUCAUACUGUCCUGUCAUGUGGACGGUGUUUUGACGAAGAACAGGUGCUGUUUCCUUUUCUUGGCCACGCCCUGUCCUGUCUGUUGGCCGACCAGGGGGUGAGGGUGGCGGCAGCCCGAGGAUACGAGUACGAGCUCAAUGACUCAGCGCUGUAUUUUUUUGAGAACCUGACCCGCAUCACGUCUCCAGAUUACGUGCCCACAGAGACAGACGUUCUGCGAGUACGACUGAGGACGACCGGCGUGAUAGAGACCCAGUUCAAAGUCAACCAUCUUAUUUUCAGGAUGUACGACGUUGGAGGCCAGAGAACUGAGCGGAGGAAGUGGAUUGGUUGUUUCGAGGACGUCAGGGCGGUGCUGUUCGUGGUGUCGCUCAGCGGUUACGACAUGACCCUGGUGGAAGACCCCUCCGUGAAUCGUCUUCAGGAGAGCCUGAAACUCUUCUCCUGCAUCUGCAACAAUGUUUUCUUCCGCAGCACAUCCAUGAUUUUAUUCAUGAACAAGAUAGACCUUUUUCAAGACAAGAUUUUACACUCUGGACGGCAUCUGCGGCUAUACCUGCCACAGUUUAAAGGUGCAGACUGCGAUGUGGAUUCGUCUGCCCGCUUCAUCGCCGCCACCUUCAUCUCGCUCAACACUACUCCCAGCAAACUCAUCUACCACCACUUCACCACUGCGACCGACACCUCCAACAUCCAGGUCGUCUUCCAGGUGGUUAUGGACACGAUAAUCAAAGAGAACCUGGAGGCUGUGUCGCUCCUGUAACCCAGUGCCAGCGCAGGUCCGAGACAUUACUGGACAGCCGGUGCUGUCGCCCUUCAGAUGUCUCCUUUUAUAAAGACGUGAAGACUGUAUUGUCUGAUUCAUAUCUGAAGGUGCAGCCUGGAAGCUCUGACGCUCUUUGCCGCUGUUGCAUUUCAUCCCCUGAUGCUCGAUUUCAUGUAGCUUAGAAAAACUCUUUCAAAUGACGUUGAAGAAGAAGGAACACCUGGCUGAUCCUUUGUUUUGCGGUCGAGCCCUGAAACGUUGAUUUUUGAAACCUUGUGUUGAGAGUAAUGGGCAUUUAUAUUUUUGUACUAUACACAAAAUGUACUAUAAUAUAAAAUCUUGUGUGUGUGUGUGUGUGUGUGUGUGUGUGUGUGUGUGUGUGUGUGUGUGUGUGUGUGAGUGUGUGAGAAUGUGUGAGAGUGAGGGGGUGAGGAUUUACUGUUUGUCCAUUACUUCCUCUGCGCACGGUUCACUCAUGCAUACCAUCGUAUUUUCCGCUCAUCCAUCACUGUGUUUGAGCACAUCCUGUGCGUCACACCCUCCUAAUGAGGCGGUGAUCACUGUAAAAGCACCCCAGUUUGUAUUUACUCGUCCUGAGCAGAAAUCACCAACACUCCCGUUGUUAUCUGUGCCUUCACCUGUUCUUCUGACUCUUUAAGAGUCAGCAAUGAUGCUGGUAUUUCAUAUUAGAACUGGGAAAAGUGUAUGUAAAGAACAUCCCUGAAGCCUCCAUCUUGAGUUUAAUUUCCUUUCUUUUGCCUUUGAUGAUUAUUGUUCCAUUAUCUGACACACUCACACUUAUGAAUCCUGAUUUGUCAACCAGGAUGAUGCUUCCUUUAUGUGACAUGUGUGGAAUUAACUCUUUUGGGGUCUGACUGUUUUGAAGGCUCCGCUGAGCGACUGACUGUUAUCACACCAGCUCCUCUCUGACUCAGUAAUAAACAAGAUGUGGUAAUGACUGAUACGCUUUGAUAUGCAUACUCAAGGUGAAAGAAAAAACACCCCCAAGCGCCUUUAUGAUCUAGUGGUUUUGCUGUUGUGUAAUUUAAAUGCUUCAUACGUGUGUGAAAUUUGUGUAUUUUCCCUUCUCUGGUUUUCCACUUUCAGAAUAAUUUUGUAUUUUAUACUGUAUUUCUACUCUUAUAGACCAUGUGUUUAAUGCUAUUGUAUGGUAUGUACUGUGUAUUGUACUGGAACGGCAAUACAAAAUGAAUGGCUGAAAACCAUAUUUUCAUUUUUUCCAUGCAAAUGGAUUUAGCUGGUGGAUCACUUGUUUUCCCCUUUUUAUCCCCAACUAGUUGAAUAUUGAAGACACAUUUAAGCCACAUAACAGGUUACCAGUGUUUGUUCAUUUUAAUAGAUAAAAUAAAUAAAAGUACUUUCCAGGAAA
Perca fluviatilis (European perch) is the source of this 2899-nucleotide messenger RNA. It is a transcript of the gene gnav1, whose product is annotated as guanine nucleotide binding protein (G protein) alpha v1. The record is from RefSeq and is a predicted model, not a curated record. The transcript is spliced from 9 exons. Gene Ontology annotation, cellular component: heterotrimeric G-protein complex. The coding region runs from base 421 to 1506 and encodes 361 amino acids. Gene Ontology annotation, molecular function: G-protein beta/gamma-subunit complex binding; GTPase activity; guanyl nucleotide binding. Gene Ontology annotation, biological process: Rho protein signal transduction; adenylate cyclase-modulating G protein-coupled receptor signaling pathway. Lineage: Eukaryota; Metazoa; Chordata; Actinopteri; Perciformes; Percidae.